This is a messenger RNA of Linum tenue, 1244 nucleotides long. The record is from the annotation of a GenBank genome assembly. Lineage: Eukaryota; Viridiplantae; Streptophyta; Magnoliopsida; Malpighiales; Linaceae.
AUCAUUACGUUAUUGUUCUUUUGUGUUGUAGAAUACAUAAUAAAGGCUGCUCAGAAUCUAAAGGUGAACCGUAAUCAGAACCUUAAGGCAAAGGGUGGUCAGAACCUUCAAAACACUGGCCAGUCUCGUGACAGUGGCAACAAAGCUACCAAAAAAGCUCCAGCAAAAUAUGUUGCCCUUGGCUCACUUGGGAGGAAGGUUCAAAAUCGACCAUCGGCUUUCUCCACCUUAACAUCAUCUUCAGAUGUGUCUUCCACAUCUCUUCCCAUGCCACAAACAACACCUAAAAGUGCUUCUCCUAGGGUAAGAGAGCCCUCUGUUGUAACAGAUAACAUGUCACAAAGGGAAAGAGAACCCCCUAUAAUAAUUGAUAAUGUCACUGUUCAGAACAAUAUACGCUCACCUCCAGUGGAACCAGCUAUGGAAGCUGAACCAGCAAUGGAAGCUGCACCUGUGGCUGCUAAUGAAGCAUCAUCUAAUAGAGGCAAUGUUUAAAUUAGCAAUUUUGAGCAGCUGCUUUAUUGUUGGAUUAACUUAGGUGAUUUGUUUGUUGAUUAUGCAAUGAUUAUUGCUUAUUUUUGAUGUCGUUGCUGCUGGUUUUUUUCUAUCUCUUGACAUUGCAGUUAGAAAAAAGAAUGUACGAGGGAGAAGCAUGUGUAAGGCAGUUGCUAGACUUAGGCGUGGAGAAAAGUUGCCAAUUUCCUUCUACAACAAUCGUGGUAUUGGACUCAUAUUAUGAAUCAAAAAAGGGUUGAAAGUGGAUGAACAUGGGUUUGUGAGUGUCAACCUCAACAGAAUGCUGAAGACAAAUGAACCAUUUGUGCUAGCAAGUCAAGUAUCCUAGGUAUUUUAUGCAGAAGACAAUAUCAACAAGAAUUGGCACUUGGCUGUAAAGGUGUUACCUCGAGCUAUGGCUGUGUUGGAAAAUGAUUACAACACUGGUGAAGCAAGUGAAACGGUUCAACCUAUGGAUUGAUUGUUUUUCAGCAGACUUAUUGGCAGCAGACUUUGACAGCAUCAAAGGAAAUUAUGGAUGGUGAACUAGAGGAAGCUGUAACCCACAUGAAAUGAAUUGGAUCUGAGUUGUUAUGGUGCAAGGAAUGGGCAGAGUGCAAGAAAUUGAAGUAGAUUGUAUUAGUAGCUAAGACAUUUGAAACUCUUUCAAUUGUUAUAUUAUUUUGCUUACACUAUUGUUAGCAAGAAUCUUUGAUACUUUAAUAUAAUCAAUUUAUAAUUAGAAUCGA